CACCAAUGACCAAUCCUUUGAAAAGCUAAGAAUGUACUCAGAGUGAAUGGCUAUGCUUGUUACACGCCACUCUAUGUCCUUGUUGCUCACACCACUCUAUCCCCAAACCACAACUCCUGAGUCCUUUCUCUUCUUUAACACACACACACACACACACACACACUCUCUCUUUCUGCUUGUGUAAUGGCAACCCUGCAGUCGCUUGCAUUCUCCUCUCCAGUCUCACAGUGUCUGCGGCAACCACGCCUCCAUUCAGGCUUGUUAUGUUGGGGUGUUCAUAGAAGUGCAGAAUCCACAUUCAAAGGGCAGUCUUUGCGCGUGUCUCGUCCCCAAUGGGCGCCAUUAAGACGGUGUACUCAAGUGUCUAGGUCUGUUACAAUGAUGGUCAAACCGAAAAUUCAGUUCAUCCAAGGAACCGAUGAACAGACAAUACCAGAUGUGAGGCUAACCAAAUCAAAAGACGGUACAAAUGGCGUGGCUAUUUUCAGGUUUGAGCAACCUUCUGUGUUUGACUCCUCUGGUGAGUUUGGUGACAUCACUGGAUUUUACAUGAUUGACGAAGAAGGGGUCCUUUCGUCAGUUGAUGUUAACGCCAAAUUUGUCAACGGAAAGCCUGCAGGGAUUGAAGCAAAGUAUAUAAUGCGGACUCCAAGAGAUUGGGACAGAUUCAUGAGAUUCAUGGAACGCUACUCAAAUGACAAUGGCUUGAGUUUCAUAAAAAAAUGAGGCGAUGUAUAUCCUUAUCUGCUGUCUUCCUCGAAUAUCUUAUUAGUCCACACAUGUAUUUUAAUGCAAGUACAGCAUCGUCCUUCCGAUUCAACCAAUUUUUCUGCUCUUAUUGAGAAUUAUGUCAGUAUUCUGUAUUUUGAGUUAUAGAGGUGAGAAAGCUUAUGUUUCAAAGCCUUCUUUUAACUACUCUCUUGCAAUUUGAAGAAAUGAUACGAUGAAGGUGACAAAUUAAACGAUUCA
This is a messenger RNA of Malus domestica (apple), 969 nucleotides long. RefSeq names its product photosystem II reaction center PSB28 protein, chloroplastic-like. Gene Ontology annotation, biological process: photosynthesis. Lineage: Eukaryota; Viridiplantae; Streptophyta; Magnoliopsida; Rosales; Rosaceae. Gene Ontology annotation, cellular component: photosystem II oxygen evolving complex; chloroplast thylakoid membrane; photosystem II. The record is from RefSeq and is a predicted model, not a curated record.